Molecule: messenger RNA, 3131 nt
Organism: Kogia breviceps (pygmy sperm whale)
Lineage: Eukaryota; Metazoa; Chordata; Mammalia; Artiodactyla; Physeteridae
Gene: TRIM9
Product: tripartite motif containing 9
Cellular component (GO): cytoplasm
Molecular function (GO): protein binding; zinc ion binding
Source: RefSeq, a predicted model, not a curated record
GAGAGCGCCUCACGGGGAGUCGGCGCCUAAGCGACGCGGGAAGGCGCCACUGCCAACGCCACUGCCGCCGCUGCUGGCCAAGGUGCUGGACACGAGAGGCCGGCCGGCCACCUCGUCAGUUCAGGCUCCAUUUGCAGCCGCCGCUGCUUCGCUCCCAGCCAGGUCCCCAUGGAAGAGAUGGAAGAAGAGUUAAAAUGCCCCGUGUGCGGCUCCUUCUAUCGGGAGCCCAUCAUCCUGCCCUGCUUUCACAAUAUAUGUCAGGCGUGCGCCCGCAACAUCCUGGUGCAGACCCCGGAGUCGGAGUCGCCCCAGAGCCGACGGGCCUCUGGCUCCGGGGUCUCCGACUAUGACUAUCUGGACCUUGACAAGAUGAGCCUGUACAGCGAGGCGGACAGCGGCUAUGGCUCCUACGGGGGGUUCGCCAGCGCCCCCACUACCCCGUGCCAGAAGUCCCCCAACGGCGUCCGUGUGUUCCCCCCGGCUAUGCCGCCACCGGCCACACACCUGUCACCGGCCUUGGCCCCGGUGCCCCGCAACUCCUGUAUCACCUGCCCCCAGUGCCACCGCAGCCUCAUCCUGGAUGACCGGGGACUCCGCGGCUUCCCCAAGAACCGCGUCCUGGAAGGGGUAAUUGACCGCUACCAGCAGAGCAAAGCGGCGGCCCUUAAGUGCCAGCUUUGCGAGAAGGCACCCAAGGAGGCCACCGUCAUGUGCGAACAGUGCGAUGUCUUCUACUGUGAUCCGUGCCGCCUGCGCUGCCACCCGCCCCGGGGGCCCCUAGCCAAGCACCGCCUGGUGCCCCCGGCCCAGGGCCGCGUGAGCCGGCGGCUGAGCCCGAGAAAGGUCUCCACCUGCACAGACCACGAGCUGGAGAACCACAGCAUGUACUGCGUGCAGUGCAAGAUGCCCGUGUGCUACCAGUGCUUGGAGGAGGGCAAACACUCCAGCCACGAAGUCAAGGCUCUAGGAGCCAUGUGGAAACUGCACAAGAGCCAGCUUUCCCAGGCGCUGAACAGGCUGUCGGACAGGGCCAAGGAAGCCAAGGAGUUCCUGGUGCAGCUGCGCAACAUGGUCCAGCAGAUCCAGGAGAACAGCGUGGAGUUUGAGGCCUGCCUGGUAGCUCAGUGUGACGCCCUCAUUGAUGCCCUCAACAGGAGGAAAGCCCAGCUGCUUGGCCGCGUCAACAAGGAACGGGAGCACAAGCUAAAGGUGGUUCGAGAUCAGAUCUCUCACUGCACAGUGAAAUUGCGCCAGACCACGGGUCUCAUGGAGUACUGCCUGGAGGUGAUUAAGGAAAAUGAUCCUAGUGGCUUUUUGCAGAUUUCUGACGCCCUCAUAAGGAGAGUGCACCUGACUGAGGAUCAGUGGGGGAAAGGCACGCUCACUCCCAGGAUGACCACGGACUUCGACUUGAGUCUGGACAACAGCCCUCUGCUGCAGUCUAUCCACCAGCUCGACUUUGUGCAGAUGAAAACUUCCUCUCCAGUCCCAGCGACCCCUAUCCUACAGCUGGAGGAGUGCUGCACCCACAACAACAGCGCUACGCUGUCUUGGAAACAGCCACCCCUGUCCACGGUGCCCGCCGAAGGAUACAUUCUGGAGCUGGAUGAUGGCAAUGGUGGUCAGUUCCGGGAAGUGUAUGUUGGAAAGGAGACCAUGUGCACCGUGGAUGGUCUUCACUUCAACAGCACAUACAAUGCUCGCAUCAAGGCCUUCAACAAAACAGGAGUCAGCCAGUACAGCAAGACCCUGGUCCUCCAGACGUCUGAGGUGGCCUGGUUUGCUUUUGACCCUGGCUCGGCGCACUCUGACAUCAUCUUCUCCAAUGACAACCUGACUGUGACCUGCAGUAGCUACGAUGACCGGGUGGUGCUGGGGAAGACUGGCUUCUCCAAGGGCAUCCACUACUGGGAGUUCACGGUGGAUCGCUAUGACAACCACCCAGACCCUGCCUUUGGUGUGGCUCGCAUCGACGUGAUGAAGGAUGUGAUGUUAGGAAAGGACGACAAAGCCUGGGCAAUGUAUGUGGACAAUAACCGGAGCUGGUUCAUGCACAACAACUCGCACACCAACAGAACUGAGGGAGGGAUCGCAAAGGGGGCCACGAUCGGGGUCCUCCUAGACUUAAAUAGAAAAACCUUGACAUUUUUUAUCAACGACGAGCAGCAAGGUCCCAUAGCGUUUGAGAACGUGGAAGGGCUGUUCUUCCCGGCAGUCAGCCUGAACAGGAACGUGCAGGUCACGCUUCACACGGGGCUCCCAGUCCCCGACUGCUACUCCAGCAGAGCAUCAAUAGCCUAAAGAUGUGCUGUGGAGGCGCCAGCUGCCUGUUCUUACCUCCACCGGAGACCAACAGCAAGGAGCUCAGCCAGAGCUGGAGGCAGAGGGAGGAGGAGAGAGAUGCUGGUCCUCACACCCCGCAGCCCCCCUUUUCCUCCAGCCUCUCUACUGCUGUGAAGCCUGCUUUCUCUUCCAUGUUCAGCAAUUCUAACCAACGGAAGACCUAGACAGCCCACCAUGUCACUUUGUUUCCACAGCCAGAUUUUGCUUUUAUGUACAUUAUUUUUUUUAUGUAGGUGAGUUAUCUUUUCUUUCUCCUUUGAUCAUGUCAUUGGUGACUGACUGAACUGGCACUGCCAAGAGAAAAUUCUCCUGAUAACUUUUUUCUUAAACUUUCUGUCAAAGAGGUAGGUAGUAGGGAGAGGUAAGGAAGAAGGAGCUGAAUUUGGAGCUUGCCGUUUAGAAUGUUCUUGAAUGUUCUUGCCCGGUGACCUCUCAUGCAGCGUCAGCUCUGCAAAGCUAGUCUUUUCAGCAAUGAAAAGUUUUACUAUCCACUGAAGCACAAAAAUAUCAGCAACACGACUACACAAAGACAAAGGGGUAGGCUCACAGGACAGCUAGGUCAUUAGGACAGGCCAGAAACCCUGGUCACUGAAUGAAAUUGGAAGCUCUCUAAAUAUAGGCAGGGCAGGGGACUUCAUGAUUUGGUUCAUUCAUUUAAUACAAGUUUUUAAUUGAAAACCGAUUCUGGACCAGGCACUGUUCUAGACAAUGGAGACAGAGUAGUGAAUACACAGGUGUGGUCUCUGACCUCCUGGAGCUUAUAUUGUCCUAGGAGAACAAACCAAAAA